CUUGUAUUCUUUUGUUGUGCGUUUGACUUCUAACUUGCAUCGUCGAAGACUUCGAGGAAGAAAACAGUCCCGAAGAUGGAGUACGAGAACAAGCUGGUGCUUGCUCCCAUGGUUCGAGUUGGAACCCUACCGCUUAGGUUGCUUGCUGCUGAAUACGGUGCAGACAUUACGUACGGCGAAGAGAUUAUUGACCAUAAACUCCUCAAAUGUGAGCGAAAAGUCAACGAAUACAUUGGGUCGACUGAUUUUGUAGAGAAGGGAACAAACAAUAUUGUUUUCAGAACGUGCCAUGAAGAAAGAAAUAGGGUAGUUUUUCAAAUGGGCACAUCUGAUGCUGUGAGGGCUCUAGCUGCUGCUCAAAUAGUGUGUAAAGAUGUAGCUGCAGUAGAUAUCAAUAUGGGUUGCCCGAAGUCAUUUUCUAUUAGUGGGGGUAUGGGCGCUGCACUUUUGGCUAAACCAGAGCUCAUUCAUGAUAUUUUGACAACACUAAAGAGAAACUUGGACAUACCAGUUACAUGCAAGAUUCGAUUGUUAAAUUCAUCAGUAGAUACAGUAGAACUGGCAAGACGAAUUGAGAAAACAGGUGUUUCUGCCCUUGCUGUCCAUGGAAGAAAAGUUGCAGAUAGGCCGAGGGAUCCUGCUAAAUGGAGUGAGAUUGCAGAUGUUGUAACAGCAUUAUCUAUUCCAGUUAUUGCGAACGGUGAUGUAUUUGAAUAUGGCGACAUUCAACGCCUUAGAAAUGCAACAGGUGCCUCAUCGGUGAUGGUGGCAAGAGGAGCUCUCUGGAACGCUUCAAUUUUCUCCCCAAAGGGCAAAUUACACUGGGAAGAUGUGAAAAGAGAGUACAUUAGGAAGAGCAUCUUAUGGGAUAAUGAUGUUAAAAGCACGAAACACACUUUGAAGGAAAUGAUAAUACGUCAUUCUUGUCUUGAGCUCUCUGAAGGGAAGGCUGUAAUCAAGUCAGAAACCUUGGCUGAUCUAGCGCAACUUUAUGGUGAGGAAAAUUACUACGGUGUUGUCGGCGAGAUCGACUGUCAAUGAAUGGUUAUCGAUGAGCAUAUCGGCGCCAUGAAUCUCGAAUAGGAAGCAACUUGCAAAACUACCAAAAAAAAAAAAAAAAAAAGAACCAAACCCAAUUUAUUACUCCACACAAAAGCAUUUCUGGAAAUUUGUUAUUUGUCUUUGUCAUUUUUUUAAAGGUUGUGUUUGGUCGAUGUCAUCUCUUUGAAUGGAAAAUUUUAUGUAUUCUUUGGUGCAGCCGAAGUUAUAUAAUACAUAUAUUAUACUACCUACUGGUGGUACGAAAA
Carica papaya (papaya) is the source of this 1307-nucleotide messenger RNA. Its product is annotated as Aldolase-type TIM barrel family protein. The record is from RefSeq and is a predicted model, not a curated record. Gene Ontology annotation, cellular component: cytoplasm. NCBI's taxonomy places the organism in Eukaryota, Viridiplantae, Streptophyta, Magnoliopsida, Brassicales, Caricaceae. Gene Ontology annotation, molecular function: tRNA dihydrouridine synthase activity; flavin adenine dinucleotide binding. Gene Ontology annotation, biological process: tRNA dihydrouridine synthesis.